AUGGCUGACAGCUCGGAAGCCGCUCAUUGGCUGAAUUUUCCUCGCAAUGGACUAGCGGAAGGUGGAAUGUGGCGACACCCCACAGGAUGACUCGGCCCGGCAGCCUGCUACUCCGAAACCCUCAACUUUAUGGUCUUUAAGCCACAUCUCUCCUGUUGUUGGACAUUAUGACAAAUCACUGGAAGCAUUCUUCAAGUAGUCGUAUGAAGCGGUACUGCUGUAGAUGUUUUGCUGAAGUGUGAUGUUGCUGUUUCUACGUGAUCCUGAUUUGAAAAGUCAUGGAGACGGUUGUCUAUUCUGGGGUGUCUUUAGAAAUUCCAUCAGAAAUCUGUCAAGACAUAUCAUUAUUGUUUGAAAUUCUGUCUCCCGACACUUGGAACAAUCAUCUCACUGAUGAACACCGAGAAAUGUUAAUGGGCUAUUUACCAGAAUUUCCUCAUAAUGACCUGGAAGAGAAAACACGAACUUUAGAAAUGUUUUUUAUGGAUGAAAACUUCAGAUAUGGAACACCACUCAGGUUGUUUCAUGAACAGCUCUGCAAGGGCUUCUUCAACCCUGAAAUUUCCAAGAUGAGAGCCAUUCAUAAGAAGAUAAUGUACAGAGAAUACAGAUACCGGCAGAAGCAAUAUCUUCAUCAUACACUAGAAGAGGUUUUAGUGCGAAGAAAAAGGGUGCUGGAUAUUGUGAGCAACAUGCCACCGGAUGACAUUCCCAAGAUCCCGCGACUCACACCUUUGCAUAAUAAAAAGAAGAGUUCUCGUACCUCCAUUGAGUAUUGUACAAAAAAGCGCUACUUUCGUGAAUUGGCUGCGAUUCGAGCAGAAGUGGGAGGAGAUACAAGUGAUACAUCAGAAGAUGAAAUAUAUCCAGAGGGACCAGGGGCCUCCCUCAAUAAAAAACAGCGUCGGCAGUUAGGAGGGCUGGAAGGCUCGCUACCGCCAGAUUUAUUACCAGUGAGAGCUACGCACAGUAGUGGCUCUCUUGCGCUAGACCUCGAACUGAAAAUAACACCCACUAGUAACCCACUAGAUCUUACGGAUGAUCAUUUUAGAGCCAUGCUUGCAGGACACAGGCUUCGAAGAAGUAAAAGAGAGUCGUCAGUUGACCUAGAUACUCGAGGCAUAACACUACAAGAUGUUAUAUCUCGAGCUCAAAUUCAGUUGAAAAGACCUCCUCAAAGAGCCAUUAUGUCACCAUUAACACUAGAAAAACCAAAGAAAAAAAUUAAGGUAAAGAAAGAAACUUCAUCCAUACUAGUCUCUUCCAAUCACUUGGAUCUUCCAGUGACUAUAAAAAGUGAACUUCUAAGUGAUUCAGAAUCUUCGUCGUCUUCCUCCUCAUCUUCAACGGUCAGUGACUCGGAGGAUAUUGAAGUUAAGAAGGAAACGCCAGUUGUGUCUCCAUCUGUUAAAAAGAGAAUUGGUGCUAAAGGUAUUAAAAUAAAGUUAGAACCAGUGGAGCCCUUGAGUGCGAAUGAAGACAUAGAUAUUGGAGGCCUUGGAGUGGAGCCCAUAGUGAAGGAGGAGCAUAUAAAGGUUGAAAUAAAAGAGGAACCAAUGGAAGAUCAAGUAACGGCUGCAAUUGAAACGUCAUCAGAAUUAACAGCAGCACUUGAAAGUAUUGGUGCUUGUAUUGCUCCAGAGUUGACUCAAGAGACUCACAUAUGUUUCUUCAGCCUGAUCAGGGAUAUAAUAUGUUCUACUGGCGAGCAAAGAAUGACAAGAGCCCAGUUAGAGUCGAGUAUAAGAGUGUGGCAGGAGUCUGCCAUCUCUCCACUUAAUGAAUGGUAUUCUCUUGUCCCGUCUUGGGUCAACAUUCUCCCUUCUGCCAUUAACUUUCUUUGUGGACAUUUUACAGAUGUUCAGCCUGCAGACUUCGUACCUUACAUAGAAUACAAGAGUCUGCUGAGAGUUUAUCAGUGGAUUGGUGCUGGAAGAGACAGUGAUGGUCAUUUAGAACCCCUUGCUCAAUUUUGGCUUGCUAAUAAAUCUUCUAUGAGUAGUGAAUGGAUAGAAGAUGAUAUACUAGGAUCUAGGCUAGAAACGGAGGAGAGUGACAUCAUUCCACCCCCACGCUGCUACACCACAUGGACAGUGCAACCUGCAACAGAACCUGAGAAGGACAUGUAUCGAGCACAAGAGAAGCUGAGAUAUGAGAAACCGCAUAAAGCAUACACGUUCAGGAUGCAUGGCUAUGAGAGUGUGGUAGGACCAGUCAAAGGCAUUUAUACCCAGCAGACAGGACUGAACAAAGCUAGAGGCCAUUCCUUAUUAGUUCCUGACAGACCUGCCUAUGUCACAAUACUCUCCCUUGUGCGAGAUGCUGUUGCUCGUCUACCAAAUGGGGAAGGCACACGAUCAGAUAUAUGUGAGCUGCUUAAAGAAUCUCAGUAUCUGGCUCCCUUAACAAGUCCAACUGCAGAAAAUAAUCUGAACAGUGUUGUAUCUGGUGCUCUGGAUAGACUUCACUAUGAAAAUGAUCCAUGUGUGAAAUAUGAUACCCCACGAAAACUUUGGAUUUACUUACACCGCAACCGAAAUGAGGAAGAAUUUGAACGAAUGCAUCAUUUAAAUGGACCAGGUGGCAAUAAAAUAAAGAAACCAGCUCCUAGGAGACAAAGUAGAGCAAAGGCUAAGGAUCCUUUGUCCAUGAAGGGUCCUCCUAAUGUUGCUCUGGAACCUGUUUCUUCUCCCAUUAAGGUUGAAGGAACUCAAGUAAAACUUAAAUCAGAAGAAGUGACAGCUUUAACCAAAGUAAAACCAGACAGUCCAGUGAAGUUAGACCAGUUAAGCUCUGCUACUGUUGGGAAGGCAGUAACUUCCGUCAGAGUGGGUGGAGUGAGAGGGGCUGUUGGAACCAGCAGUGUACAGACAAUUCAGGUAUCUACUGCUGGUGGUGUCCAGACAAUCAAAGUGGCUCUUCCUCCUGGAGCCCAAACAAUCACCAAAGUCACACCUCAGGCUCUGGGAAAAGUACCAACUUCUUCCAUUACCAAGGUUGGGAACCAGACAAUUAACAGAGUACCUACUCAACCACUUGGGAAGCCUGGCAGUACUGCUAUUAAGGGAGUGAAUUUACAGCAGUCUGUUCUACAGACUGCUGUUUCUGGACCAACAAUAGGACCAGAGUCUGUUUUGAGCACUCAACAAAUCACAAGUUUACCCUCAGGGAAUAUAGGUCAGGGCAAGACACGAGCUCCAGUAGUGACGUUGACAACGAGAGAAGCAGCAAGGCUGCCAGCACCGUCUGUGUCACAAGCAAGACCCAUCUCCUCGGCCAGCACCACACCAGCUAACCAGCAACAUGCUACACAAACGCUUCUCACCUCACAAGUGACAGCGGGUGGUAUUGCGGCAGGCAAGCUGUCCAAUACAGCAACAGUGGUCAACAUGAGUGCUGCUGCUGCCCAAAAAUCUAACUUGUUUUCCUUGGGUGGCAUCAAGUUGCUUCAUGCAGCUCCUCAACAGAUUGCAGGUCUUCUAUUUCCAGGAAAGGGUGGGUCAAAUUCAGCUUCGAUGAUGAACUCCAUUACCAAGUUACAGACAUUAAUGGUUGAUGGGAAAGUGUUGAUGCAAGGAGGAAAGAUUGCAACGGUGGAGAGUCUUCUUAGCCAGGCUGACAAGACUACACAGCUGCAAGGUGGUGUAAUAACAACGAUGGCAGGCAACAAAUUGGCAGGUGGAAAUGUGAUCCAGCUUUCAGGCGGUGCUGGGGGCGUGCAGAGACUAACACUAGUGUCCCCACAAGGCUCCCACGUUCCCCUGGGUUCAGGUGGUCAAAGGCUUGUCUUGGCCACUGGUUCACAGGUACAACUUGCUGGAAAAUUAGAUGGGUCUGGAAACAAAGGUCAAGUUGUUCAGACCAUCCAGACGUUGCAGCCCGGCAGUCAUGUUGUGCAGACGAGCCACGGGACAGUUGCCUCCUCCGCUGCCAGCAGCACCACCACAUCUCCCUCUAUUACCAGUACUACCACUCAGGUCAUCACUGGUCCUGUUGCCUCAACACCCAGUGCUCUAACCACCUCACAAGCAAGAUUUUUCUCUGUAGGCCAACAGCAAAAAACUAUUGUGCAGGGCCUAAAUAUGAGUGGAAAGCCUUCAGUACUAUCUGGUGGAGGAAUUCGGCUUGUCCAGCCUGCCGGGGGUGGGGCUGGGGGAGGGACGGUAGUUACAGGUGGGACUACUACUACUGGCAACCUAAUAACUAUUGGAGGGAAGCAGGUGCUGCUGACAUCUAAGCCUUUUGCACAACAAGGGCAGCUGCAGCAGGUGAUGUUGACCAGCGGCAGUAUAAAAGGUGGAAUUCAAGGCACACAGGGAGCACAAACAGCAAGUCAAGGAGCAGUUGUCGUAGCAAGCGGGGCGGGGGGACAGCAAAUUGUUCUUCCAGCAUCGGCGCUUCAGGGUUCUCAGCUAAACUUGAAAGGCCUUCAGGCCUUUCAUACUUUGAAAGUUAUUCCUGCAUCACAAGUCACACAACAACAAAGAGGAAAACCAGUGUUGGCACGGAUAGUAUCCCCUGCUUCUAUGAGAGGGGCAGUUCCAACCUCUUCUAUAACUAAUACUUUGCCUUCUGGACACGAUUCUUCUAAAUCUUAGGGAGGGAAAAGUUGUACAAACAUACUGAUAAAAAAUUAUAUCGGUGAUUAAUUAAUUAAUUACAGUUGACCUAUUCUCUUUGUUGAUAUAAUAAUUCCUAAAGCUACACAUCUCAACAAUUUAAUUUAUUUCACAAUGUAAAGAUUAUUCAGUUAAUUGUGCUGUUGUAUAGUGUUUUCUAAAUGGAAAUAAAUUUAUUCAAUUAUGUCUUCCAUCACUCCUAAUUUACACAGUAUUUUAAUUUUUAUCUUAUUUAUCUUUUGGAAAUUCUCUUUUUACUACAUAUCAAGAGGUAUUGUGUAUCAUUUAGUCAAAGGCGUAAUAUUUCAAGUUUAAAAUGAAAGCUGUCCAUUGUAGGAAUAUAAUGGUUAUGUCUGCUAAUAAUGCCAUCGGUGUUUCAAAAAUGGAAGAUUGGUUUUUAGGAUAUUAUGAUAAUUAUAUCAUUGGUAUGCUGCACACAAAAUGCGAUAAUAAGAUAUCGGUAUUUUAUUCAAACAGUUUAACCUAAUUUUAUUCUAUAAAACUUUUGUUGAAAACCAAUACUGAAUAUUUAGCUAUGAAUUUUGCUUUAUUAUAAAAAUCAUUGCAGACCACCAUUUAAUUAUUUACUAUAGGGAAAUGUCAAGAUAUUCUGUGAUAGUCAUAUUGACAUAUUUUGUGAAUAUUUGAAAACCAUUCAAUAUUUUACAUGAGUGAAUGAAUGUUACAUACAUGUCUUGAGGUUCAUGUAUAUGAGAUUGAUAUUAUAAAUAUAUUGCUGUAAAAUA
Procambarus clarkii (red swamp crayfish) is the source of this 5365-nucleotide messenger RNA. The record is from RefSeq and is a predicted model, not a curated record. Lineage: Eukaryota; Metazoa; Arthropoda; Malacostraca; Decapoda; Cambaridae.